Messenger RNA from Penicillium arizonense, 1887 nucleotides. Its product is annotated as fungal specific transcription factor domain-containing protein. Gene Ontology annotation, molecular function: zinc ion binding; DNA binding. The transcript is spliced from 4 exons. The record is from RefSeq and is a predicted model, not a curated record. Bases 1 to 1887 code for a protein of 628 amino acids. NCBI's taxonomy places the organism in Eukaryota, Fungi, Ascomycota, Eurotiomycetes, Eurotiales, Aspergillaceae. Gene Ontology annotation, cellular component: nucleus. Gene Ontology annotation, biological process: DNA-templated transcription.
AUGGCGCGUUUGCUUCAAGAGGGUCUACCCAGAGCAACUUCCUUGCAUGGAACAAUAGAGGACAAUCAACAUGUGGACCAUGACUAUGAACUACGGGACGCUCAUGAUGACCCCCAAGAACUCAACCGCCCAAAUGACUCCUUGAGCCCGGGUCAAGAAACGUGGUUCCCUGCUGGGUUCAUAGAGCGGGAGGUAGACAUUUAUCUAACGCACUUCCAUGACCAGCCAUAUUGUGUGUUUUCGAAAGGAUGGCUAUUGGAAAAUGCAAACUCGUUACCGCCAGAGAUCUCGCUUCCAUUGGUGGCUCUUACAUAUCAUCUUCCUCGACGUUCAAGGAAGACUCUACUCGGGGGUCCACUGGACGCAAAGUCCUUUUCAGAGAAAGCCUGGAAUAUUGUAUCAAACCAAUAUAAAGACGGCAAGAUGAGUCUUUCGGCCCUCCAGGGCACUUUUCUCAUGGCCCAAGCAGACUUUGCCGAUGGACGGGCGCACAGAGGGUAUGCUUCUGUUGCCUUUGGUCUGCGAACUAUUCAGUCAGUGGGCCUGAACAAAGACCGAUAUUCACAUUCCUCAAAUUCGCAAGAGAACGAACUGAGAAAGCGCACUACGUGGGCCUUUUUCAUGCUCGAUCGCACAUACAGUGCCUCACGAAACUAUUCACUCUCGCUAACGGAUAAGCACUUUACUCUUCCAUUCCCCUCUCGGGAAACAGUCGCCGCAUUCAAUGAGUCAAUUCCAGUUGUUCAUGGUACAUUGCAUGAUGGGCCCGGGAAACAAGGACAGAAGGUCGACCAUGGCAUCCUAGCUUGUCUUCUUCGAUUAUACGCACUCUGGGGAAAGGCCACAGAAUACGUCUUCGAACCAUUCGCGGAGAACACGCUGCCACCGUGGCAAACAGGGUCCGCUCUCGCGAUCCUCGAGUCGGAAUGGCUACAAUUCGAAACACAUUUUGCAGAUGCCCAUCGAUACAUCAAUGUCGACUUCAAGAGACGCACGCGAGAAGUUCCGCAGUCACACACAUAUCUUUCCACUUGGGUGUGUGUCCAGUUUCUGUUCCAUUCGAUUCAAUGUCUGCUCCACCACCCGUUCGUUAUCAUGACGAAACUCCGCGAUUUCAAUGGCAAUAUAUCCACAACAUUUUUACAAAAGUCAUUUGAGACUUCGCUUCUCCACUCCAGAUGGAUAGUGCGGUUUAUAAGGGAGAUGGGUGAGGUCAAUUUCGAAACUUGUGAUCCGUUCCUGGGAUAUCUGGCUGCAAUCGCUGCUACGAUUCAACUUGAGCAUACUGGUAGUAAGAAUCCGCAAAUUGCUUUGCUGCUCAAUAAGGAGUUUCGGGUUCUUGUCGAUUUUAUGACAGAACUGUCGGUGUAUUGGGAAAAUAUGAGUGUCCUGGUUCACAAAGUAAAUGAGCUAGCUGCUCGUCAUCAAAAUUAUGGAUCUCUUUAUUACAAUCAAGAAGGAUUCUCAGGGGCAUUAUCCAAAAUGCCUACCCCUUCAAAUAUGCCGAGAAUGUCUGCGGACGACGAGGCUCUGAUGUGGGAAAUUCUCGAUUUUGGUGCUUCAUCUGGGGGAGCUGUGGAGGCUCAAUUUGGUGAUCUAGCUAUUCCUCGGGGUCGCAGCAUUGAAUUAGAGGCAGGGCAGAGGGUUGAAAACAACACUAGUCCUGCGAGAAUAUCCCAGCGAAAUGGGAAUGGCCAGAGCGAUUUAAUGGCCAGUAAUCUGCCAGGUCAAGGUAUCUCGCUUCCUGAUCAACUAUCGGGGUCCAUUAACGAAGGUCCCUUACCAGAAUGGCCUUUUUCGGGGAGUGGCAAUGAUGUUGUGGGGGUAGGGAUCCCGGACAUUCCAGAGUGGAUGAUCUUGGGUGAUUACAUGGCAGAGCAUCUGUAA